Molecule: messenger RNA, 258 nt
Organism: Ilex paraguariensis (yerba mate)
Lineage: Eukaryota; Viridiplantae; Streptophyta; Magnoliopsida; Aquifoliales; Aquifoliaceae
Source: the annotation of a GenBank genome assembly
AUGCCAUCUCACCCAGUGGAGCUCAUCCGCAGGGGACCUUCCGCAGUAGAGCUCACCCAUGGAGAACUCUACCCAGUGGAGCUCACCCAAAGGAGUUCGCCAGGUCCCGGGCUUUCCCAAGGUAGAUCCCCCUCAGUAGAGCUCACCCAUGGAGACCUCUGCCCAAUGGAGCUCGCCAGGACUUCGAAGGGGUGGCAAGGUGAUUGGGGUCCAGCCAUCAGGUUGAAGGCUUCUAAGGAGUCAAUCUCGAAGAUGUAG